Molecule: messenger RNA, 603 nt
Organism: Caenorhabditis briggsae
Lineage: Eukaryota; Metazoa; Nematoda; Chromadorea; Rhabditida; Rhabditidae
Exons: 4
Coding region: 1-603 (200 amino acids)
Biological process (GO): tRNA 5'-leader removal; rRNA processing
Cellular component (GO): ribonuclease P complex; ribonuclease MRP complex
Molecular function (GO): ribonuclease P RNA binding
Source: RefSeq, a predicted model, not a curated record
AUGAGCAACAAAGAAAUUCGAAUUGGCGAGAGGGACGAUGCGACGUCUUCAUCGACUUCUGGAGACCGUUUGGGAGUGCUGCAUCUGGAGAAAAAUGAGCAGACGACGAAGAAACUCAAGCGGAAGUUGAGAAAGACGGAAAAGACGAAUUUGACACGUGGCAGGCUGAGCCAGGAGGACAAGAAGGCGUUCAAAUUCGCCGACAUCGUUCCAAUGAACAGCGACUGGCAGAAGUAUUUUCGUGAGCGGCUGAGCAAUCAUUUCGCGAGUUCGAAAAUCGAAAAAACGAUUUUGAAAGCAGACUAUCAUGGAGCACUUCUCACGGUUUGGAUGGCUGAAAAUUCGACACAGAUCGGUAUCAGUGGAAUCGUCGUGCUGGAGACGCGUCACACAUUUCAAAUGGUCACCCAGGACGAUCGAUUUGUUGUAAUUCCCAAAAAAGGCAGCGUAUUCCGUUUCAUUCUCGGCGACCGGCUAUUCUCACUGUUUGGCGAUGGAAUGCGUACUCGACCGGCAUGGAGAGGCAAAAAGCCACGUGUCAAACGAGUGAUUCCCACUUUUAUUCGAGGAACACUUCAUACCGUUCCAACGGCUUCGGAAUAA